CAGGGGCUGGAAGUUUCCUUAGCCUUUACGAGAAGACACUGGGAGACGCCGAGGUCGCAGGGUGACCUCCCUACUGCUGGGAGGGCAGGGACGGCCGCCCGGCCCGGGCCUGGGGCACAGGGAGGCGGCACCUGCUCCCCUAGGGCGAGGGGUCAGGGCGGCCCUGCGCUUGGUCAGGACAAGUCAGCGCAGAUGGCCGUGGACACCGGGGUUUCAGCACCGGCCACCCCCCAUCUGUCAGGAGUCGCGGCUGCUGCCACAGGGCCGCGGGGGCCGCAGGGACAUGUGCCCCGGCCUGCCAAGGAAGACAGGCCUGCCGGGAGCCGGGGCCACAGGGCAGGACCCUAUAGAGCCCAACAGAGAAGAGGCGGGCCUGAGGCUGCGAGCGAGCGCAUCCGGGUUCUGCCAAGGCCCCGGGUUCUUUGUUUAGACAGGGUGAGGCCAAGUGUGCUGGAGCCUCCCCUUCUCCGAGCCUCCCCCUUCUCGCACGACCUGGUCCAGCUCAGAAGCCCUGCUGCCUUCCCGGGUGGGCCUAUGUGGAGGAGGAGAGCCUUCAGGCUCUAGGCUCUAGGCCAGCCCCGGCCAGGCAGCAGAGGCUAAGGCCGCCAGGAGUGAGGCCGAAGACUCCAGAGGAGCAGAGUAUUAAGGAAAAGGCUCCAGAGCAGCCGAGGGUGAAGGAGGAGGCUCCAGAGCAGCACAGCAUGAAGAAGGCUCCAGAGCAGCACAGGACGACCGCCUUGGUGUUGACUGUUGUGACCAUAGUGGUCACAGUGGUGGUGGCAGUGGUGUUGGCGAAGAGGACGGUGAUAGCGGAUGUGGGGAUGGCCCAGGAGGGGUUUGUGAUGGUGGCAAAGGCGGUGGCGCACAAGUUGGUGGAGGCUUUGGUGGACAGUAUGGCAGCUACCAAGGAAGAGAGGAUGACGGCUGCUGAUGCAGAAAGGACGAUGACAGUAGGGAAAUCGUGGGUGACAGGGGUUAUGGAGAUGUGCCUGGAGAUGGUGAUGCAGAAGACAAUCAAAAGGUUGGUGCAGAAAGUGACAGCAGUGCUGGGGGAGAUGAUAGUGGAGCAGAUAACUGUGGCAUCGGCAGUGCUGCCGGUGGUGGCAGCGGUGGUGGCCAUGGCACUAAGGUUCGUCAAGGAACCCGUCCAAGAAGAAGCCAUCAUGAUGGUGCUCUGCUCCAUCGCUGAGGAGAGGAAGAAGAGAGCUAAUGAGAAGGGCGCAAGUUUUUGGGCUUUCUUUGUAGGUCUGUUCAGAGCCCAAUCCAAAGAAACUGUUGGUAAUAAGAGCCUGGUGCAAAACUCGGAAGACUCCAGAGAGGACCGAUGGAAAGGCGAGGCUUACCCCAGCAUGCAGGCCUACCCCAGCCCCCUCCCCAGGGGCAGCCACUGUGCCCCGGUCUUGGGUAUUCCCUUACUCCCCUUGAAAUGGUCUUUGGAAACCAUUCAUUUCCUUGCGUUUGUGUUUAUUGAUGAAAGCUUAGAAAAAUCCAGAAAAGAAUCAGGAGACCACUAUCAGUGUUACCACCCAGAAAAUCAUCCUUAAAGGAAUGUGUUAAACAUUCCUCCAGCUUCAGCACACCUUCUAAUACCACGUGUCGGCAUCUCCAACAUACUCACAUUCUUCCCGUUCAGACUUCUUUGAACAUUGUUACCAAUUAACACUAACAUAUGUGACGUCGUCCUUUAAAAUGUUUUGUAAAUAUGCGUCAUGGCUGUGGAGCAUCCCGGCACUGAGCCGGGUCCCCGGUGUGGUUUUCCCUGCUGCAGCGAACAUUUUGUGUUAACCUCCUUCCUUCACAUCUUGGACUCGCACAGACACGUUCCCCAGAGUAAGACUGCCGGAGCCAAAAGUCUGCGGUGUUUCUGAAGGUCUUAUGUUCAAUCAAAGUUCUUUCAAGACAGGGAGUGUCCAUAAGGUGCCCUCCCCGCCAUCAGGGUCUGGGGUACACAUCUCACUGCAUCUGCACCAAGACACAGGAGGAUGGUGCAUCAAAAUUCCUCAUUAGAUGGGUGAUUAUGGACAUCCUGGUGGGAUUCGGUUUUCUUUGCUAGUGGGGGUGACAAGGCCGGGGUGGCCUCCUGCUGGCCCUCUCCCCAGGUGGUGUUGACGCACGCCCCCCAGGCCCAGUGGCUGACUCCCAGCAGGGGGUGAGGGGGUCCCAGCCUGAGCAGAGGGCUGGCUGUGGGCUGGCCCCUACGCUGGCAGGGUGGUGGCCAGGUGGGCAGUGACAACGGGGUGGCCGGAAACAGCAGGGGGCUGCCAGCAGGGCAAAGAGGCAGCCGAGGAGGAGCCUUGGUGGUGGGGGGGGACCCGGUAAUUAUAGAAAGAAACCAUCUGUUCAGGCCAGUUAUUAACCUGCUUUGGGUGUGGACAUGACAGCGCAGAGCAAGGCUCUUCAGAGGCAGAUAGUUGUAUUUUUAGCUGGAAUGAACGGUCUUAUUUUUCCAUCUUCUGAGAUGUCUGGGUUGGACGGUCCUCUCCCCAUUACCUAUUGAGAGGAACCAUCCAGUGGGCAAGGCGGCGCAUCCUCUCUCUUCCCUCCCGCCUCCCUGGGUCACCUGCCAGGCCAGGAGGUGGCUCCUCAAGGAUGCCCUGUUAGGACUUCCCCUGGGCAGGGGGCUGGGGUCUUCCUGAGGUUUGAAUAAGCCACGAACACAGCGUCACCAUAUGUCCUGCAACGUGUCUGCAGAGAAACCAGAACGAGUCUCGAUCCCAAACAAUCAACAUAUGGCAGUGAAGAUCCGCCAGGACUGGCCUAAACCACCCCGGGAAGGGGGCUGUGGGGAGGUAAAUGGCUUUACUGGCCAGAGGAGGCUUCUCGGAAGACUUGCUAACAGCGGGUCAGGAGGCGAAGCUGGGGCCCAGCCGCCUGACUCGCAGCUUCAGGGCAGCUGUGGGGACCCCAGAUGCUGGCAGGCACAGGGAGCCGCAAGGGGUUUCUCUCCAGUACUGACGUGGUGGCUGUUUCUUUCAUUCGUGUGCGUCUCAGGGACGGCCUUUCCCCGUUCUCCUUUGCAACGAAGCAAAAGCCUGAACAAUUAAUGAGUGAACGUCCAUACAAAUGACCAAACCCGCCUUUCUUUUUCUCUUCUGGUCCGAGGUGCUUGGGGAGCCGUGGGCUUUGGUGCAGACGUGGCCAACCCCAAGAACCAUACCACGCACAAGCAGUCAUGAAAAUGGCACAGAAAUGGCAUCAAGAAACCCCAGUCACGGGGGAUCCCUGGGUGGCUCAGCGGUUUAGCGCCGCCUUCAGCCCAGGGCGUGAUCCUGAAGUUCUGAGAUUGAGUCCCGCCUCGGGCUCCCGGCAUGGAGCCUGCUUCUCCCUCUGCCUGUGUCUGUGCCUCUCUCUCUGUCUUUCGUGAGUAAAUAAAUAAAAUCAUUAAAAAAAAAAAAAAAAAAAAAAGAAUGGAAAGAAACCUCAAUCACAAAGAUACGAAUCUCUUAAGGGAGUAGACCCCAAGUUCCUGAGGAACAUGC
Canis lupus familiaris (dog) is the source of this 3479-nucleotide messenger RNA. Its product is annotated as protein C19orf12 homolog. The transcript has 3 exons. NCBI's taxonomy places the organism in Eukaryota, Metazoa, Chordata, Mammalia, Carnivora, Canidae. The coding region runs from base 702 to 1544 and encodes 280 amino acids. The record is from RefSeq and is a predicted model, not a curated record.